Molecule: messenger RNA, 474 nt
Organism: Prosopis cineraria
Lineage: Eukaryota; Viridiplantae; Streptophyta; Magnoliopsida; Fabales; Fabaceae
Product: phosphopantothenoylcysteine decarboxylase subunit VHS3-like
Exons: 2
Coding region: 1-474 (157 amino acids)
Source: RefSeq, a predicted model, not a curated record
AUGUAUGCUUUUGACACACCAACUUCAACACUGGUAAUUAAAGGCAAGAAAUUAAGCUUUGAUAAGAAAGACAUGCAUACUAUUUUACGUGUCCUUUAUGGUGGGAAAGAUAUUGUUUUGAAUAGUAAUAAUGAAUCAUCUGAAGUGUUGAGGAAGGAUUAUAUUGGCAAACCUUUCAUUAAGUUAAAGAAUAUGAUAAUACUAGAAGAAAAACAGGAGGAAGUUGAAGGUGGAGAUGGAGAUGGAGAUGAAGCUGAAGAUGAAGAUAAUGAUGAUGAUGAUAAUGAUGGAGAUGGAGAUGGAAUUGAAGAUAAAGAUAGAGCUAUAGAUGUAAAUGAAGAUAAAGAUGGAGCUAAAGUUGAAGAAGAAGAAGCAUGUAGAGGCAAUGAUGAUUAUGGUAUUGAUGGACAAUAUGAUGAUGGUAAGGAAGAAAAAGAAGAACUUAUACCUACAUAUAAAAGUGAAGAAAGAUAA